CAGGCGCUCAGUCAGUCAGAGGCAGGCGGACUGUGUGCCACCACUUCAGCACUCCUCCUCCACGUUAAACCCCGGGGUCUGACCAAAAAAACAAACAAACAGCAAACAUGGAGCACAUCUAUGACACAAUAGAUGAGGGAACUGUGCUUGAGGAGCGCAGGGAUGGAGCUGACAGCCCCGAUCGAGAGCCUAAUUAUGAAAAAUCAGGUGAGGCGAAGGAGCAGCUGUACAGCCAGGUGCAGGUCCACGCCUCUGCGGAGGCAGCGCGCGGUUUGUCAGACUACAUGGACACGAGAGACGGGGACAAACAAAGUUGCUCAUCCUCGUCAUCCAGUGAUGAGGAGGAGGUUAAAGCAGAUGCAGUGACAGAGGAAAAAGCAGAGGUGAAGGUGGAGGAGGUGAACGGCAAAGCGCACGACGGAUCCAGGCGCUCAUCGGCCUCCUCAGUAUCCUCCGCUUCCCACGGAGAUCUGUGCGACGAGCCGCCGAUCCAGCCGAGGACCCUGGAAGAGGAUAACGCGGAGGAUGGGAUGCUGAUGGCGUACACGCACCACAACAUUGACAACAACCCGGGAGAGUCUGUCGACUACAGCCUGAAAACUCUCGAGAAUGUCACUCUGGAUGAGAGCAGUGCUGCACCACCUGAUCCAAGCCAGCCUGACAUCUCUCUGUUCGUCAAGGCAGGCAACGACGGAGAAAGCAUCGGCAACUGUCCCUUCUCUCAGCGUCUCUUCAUGAUCCUCUGGCUUAAAGGUGUUGUGUUCAACGUCACCACAGUCGACCUCAAAAGAAAGCCAGCAGAUCUGCACAACCUGGCUCCGGGGACACACCCUCCUUUCCUGACCUUCAAUGGAGAAGUCAAGACCGAUAUCAACAAGAUCGAGGAGUUUCUGGAGGAAACUCUUUGUCCUCCGAAGUAUCCCAAACUGGGCGCCAAGCAGAGAGAGUCGAACACAGCUGGAAAUGACAUCUUCGCCAAGUUCUCAGCCUACAUCAAGAACACUAAACUAGAGGCCAAUGCCGGUCUAGAGAAAGGUUUGACCAAGGCCCUGAAGAAGCUGGAUGACUACCUGAACAGCCCCUUGCCAGAUGAGAUCGAUGCAGACAGCAUGGAAGAGGAGAAGGGCUCCAACCGAUGCUUCCUUGAUGGAAACGAGCUCACUCUUGCAGACUGCAACCUGCUGCCUAAACUGCACAUAGUCAAGGUUGUUGCUAAGAAGUACCGCAACUACGACAUCCCCUCAGACAUGACAGGCGUGUGGCGGUAUCUGAAGAAUGCCUACACACGUGAUGAAUUCACCAACACCUGUGCUGCUGACUCUGAAAUUGAGAUCGCCUACAAAGACGUGGCGAGGAGACUGGCCAAGUAACUCACCAACCAGAUCAAAUAAAAUAAAAUAGCAACACAACACAACUCCCUCCCACCACCACCACCAAUUUUAAACAUAAAAGUGACUCCUCACUGUGUCAUUUCGAGUCUUCUUUGUGACAUUUUCAGAAACCUGAAAUUCAUAGUAAACAGGUCAGGGUGGCUUCAUUCUACUGCUUUACAGCUCCAGAUGUGAUGGAUGAGAUUCAGCACAACGCCUAGGCUAUAUGGUUUUGCAAUUACACAGACAGACACAGCAACAGAGAAGUGGAGCAGAACAUAAAUUAAGCACAUUUAACGUAAUUCACAGGUUUCAAACCAGAUUCAAAUUUUGCUGCUGUGAAGUUUCUGACAUAACACUUUCACUCAAACACGAUUGUGUCUGUCUGUAUUUAUUUCUCAUAACACAAAGCUCUCUUUCAUACAUACUCCACCGGUCCAUACGGCCAAACAUUUUAGUAGCUGCUGAUGUCAGGGCCGUCCGCUUUAUUUAUUCCUAAACCCACAGAAGUCUAGACUGGCUCCAGUGUUUAUUAUCAAGCUUUGGCUCCUGGGGAGACACCUUGAUUCAUCUGUGAUUGACAAUUGAUGCUAAUUGUGCUGAAUAUGACUGUUGCGAUCUGCGGAUUCAUUUUGAUUUGUCAUUCAUUACUGUAUGCGUUGCUGUAGUUUCUUGAGCUUUUGCCUAUCUUCUGAAAGAUUGAUUUUAAGAAAGACUGAUUUUAAUAAUAAUGCUUGAUGGUGUUGGUUUGACAGAACAAAAUAUUAUCUGCAGAGGGCAUUGAACAGUGCUUGUUUCUGAACUGGUUGCAUGCAUGAAUCUGUUUUUAAUUGUGAUAUUUAAAACGUCAUACAGAGCCGCUUUUUUAGAAAUGAAAGAUUGUCAACUAUGUGCCUUUAUUUGGAAGUAAAAAAAUCCAUGCCAAUGUCACUGAUGGACUCCUUCUGAAAAAUGUAUUGCAGCCAGCACCGAGACAUUUGUUCUCCCUGUAGCUGUUAGUGUUCAGUCAAGGUAUUGAUUUUAUCUUAGGUUACACAUGAUAUUAUGAAUGGAGAGAGUAUUUAUUUAGCAGCCCCAAUCAGGCCUGAUUAGGUUGAGCCAUUAGUGCCGCGAUGAAAAGCGUCUUCCAGGCCAGGUCCACAAUGGUCAAGAGGCCCUGCCCUCCAGCCCUUCGUCAAAGGGACAUUUCCUCCACUCUGAGGAGUCUAUCAACAUCCGCAGCCUAAAGUUCAAGUCCAAAAGUUUCAGUGUCCACGCAGAGGAGGAUGGAAAUUUAUCUUGGGGCUUAUCGUCUUUGGCUUGGUGUCAGGCUGCAACUAUAGCGAGACUUCCUUGAAGAACCAUAAGGCUCUUGUGUGGUUUGGACAAACAUAUGAUAUGAAAUUGGAGCAUGAUGACUGAGAGCCUUGCUCAUUGCGAAGCUCUACAAAUAAAAUAAUAUUUUCACAGA
Micropterus salmoides (largemouth bass) is the source of this 2820-nucleotide messenger RNA. It is a transcript of the gene clic5b, whose product is annotated as chloride intracellular channel 5b. Lineage: Eukaryota; Metazoa; Chordata; Actinopteri; Centrarchiformes; Centrarchidae. The transcript is spliced from 6 exons. The coding region runs from base 108 to 1370 and encodes 420 amino acids. The record is from RefSeq and is a predicted model, not a curated record.